AUGCUACCCACAAGCGCUGACGACGACUGCGGCGAGUGUACCCCGGACUAUCUGCAUUCCCCUCGUCUCACCACCAAGGCGGCUUUCUCAACGAUUCCCUUCAUCGCUACAUUCGCGGUCCUCACAUUCGUCGCCUACCGCAAGGUUUACCCUCUCUUGUCACAAGUACCCUCAAAAACAUCCGAUGGCACGGCGAAAGGUCUUCCUCGGCCUGUGACGGCGCCAUCGCCCGAUUCCGCUGCUCAGCAUCUCGCUCGCCGCGUGGCAGCAAUCACGUUCGCUUCCACAAUAGCCCUCUCUGCCGUGUUAACGGAGUUACUUCUCUGCGAAAUAUCCAAUUCAUUCAACCCCACCGCUAGGAGCGUCGCUCUGCAGAUCACAGUCGUGAGUUUGUUGGGUCUUCUGGUGGUUGCCAUUCCGCUGUUGGGAAUAUCCUCAGUGGUAGCAAAGUCCGGAUACAAAUUUCGCGGCGAGAAAAAGAGUCGGGCUCAUCUGGCAUGGGUGUUGGAAUUCGCCGGGUAUGGAGCGUUUCUCUUCGGAUUCUGGGCGAUAGGGGCGCUCCUGCCAGAAGCACCUAGCUUUACAGACAGUAUGACACGGCCAGACGGCCUCUUUCAGGCGUGCUUAGAUAGAUUGGGCAUCACCGGCGUGUCGCUGAUGGCUCUGCUGUCAGGUUUUGCCUCGGUGAGUGCCAUUUGGCAGAGCUUUGGACCCAAGGUUAAGGUCGUCGCCGACACGGACAUUGCCCGCAAACAGGCUGGAUUGGAUGCUACCAUGGAUAUGAUAGCCGAGAAGAAAGAGAGGCUGAGGUUGAUGGAGAGCUCCGCUCCCGAAAGCCCGAUCCAGAGCUUCUGGAGCCGCACGGUUGGCGUUGUGCGCAAGAACACCUUUGAUCAACAGAAAGACCUGCUCGAAAUGGAGGCCUCGGGUCUCGAGACUAUGGCCUCUUCGCUGGAGACCUCGCUCUCGAUUCUCCGGGCACGACGGGCAAAUCAACUCCGAGCAACGACAGCCACAGGGCGACUAUCUUUGGCCUUUUCCUACAUAUUUGCUUGUUACUGUGUGUACCGAAUAUGCACCACCGCCAUCAACAUCGGUCGCCGCAUCCUGUCGCCUGGGCCUGCAACUCCUUCCGACACUGACCCCGUUACAUACACCAUUGCUCUGUUUGCUCGACACGUCUAUCCUUCUCUAGACCAGGUGUCAUGGGCUCAACAGAUCUCGUUCCUUCUCUCGGGGGCAAUGCUGCUCGCUUCAUUCACAGCAGUCACGCAAACCUUUCAUCUUUUUGCUCGAUUCAUGCCGACUGUUCUACAUGCGACCAAGACAAAUUUCGCACUACUGAUCAGCCAAAUCAGUGGCAUGUAUGUCAUCAGCUCUGCACUGAUGCUGAGGGGCAUGAUGCCGAAAGAAGUCGGCAGCGUCAUCAAUAGCGCUUUGGGAGCAGGGCUACUGGAGCCAGCCUGGGUGCAGCGAUGGUUUGAUGGCUUUUUCAUGCUGGCUGUGGUCGCAACUGGGGUCGGCAUUUUCUUGGGCAGGCAAAUAUCGGGGGCAUCAACGUGGGAAGACGACACUGGGUGGGAUCUGGCUAUGGAAUUGGGCAAAGAGUCAUGA
Molecule: messenger RNA, 1614 nt
Organism: Fonsecaea nubica
Lineage: Eukaryota; Fungi; Ascomycota; Eurotiomycetes; Chaetothyriales; Herpotrichiellaceae
Exons: 1
Coding region: 1-1614 (537 amino acids)
Cellular component (GO): membrane
Source: RefSeq, a predicted model, not a curated record